Molecule: messenger RNA, 1101 nt
Organism: Penicillium bovifimosum
Lineage: Eukaryota; Fungi; Ascomycota; Eurotiomycetes; Eurotiales; Aspergillaceae
Product: putative DnaJ domain protein Psi
Exons: 3
Coding region: 1-1101 (366 amino acids)
Biological process (GO): translational initiation
Cellular component (GO): cytosol
Molecular function (GO): protein-folding chaperone binding
Source: RefSeq, a predicted model, not a curated record
AUGGUUGCUGAGAGCAAGCUUUACGACGCUUUGAGCGUCAAACCUGAUGCCACACAAGAUGAAAUCAAAAAAGCCUACCGCAAGGCGGCAUUGAAGCAUCAUCCCGACAAGAACAAGGAUAACCCUCAGGCUGCCGAGAAAUUCAAAGAGGUAUCACAAGCCUACGAAGUUCUAUCUGAUCCCGAAAAACGCAAAGUCUAUGAUCAAUAUGGUCUUGAAUAUUUGUUGCGUGGCGGUCCUGCACCACCCCCACCAGGGUCGGGCGGAGGCGGCGCAGGAGGAUUUGAGGGCGGCAUGCCCGGAGGUUUCAACUUCGGCGGCAUGCCCGGUGGCAUGCCUAGCGGCGGCACUCGGACGUUCCACUUCCAGACUGGUGGCGGCGGUCCCGGUGGGUUCAGAUUCAGCAGUGCGGACGACAUUUUCCGUAAUUUUGCCAAAGGCGGCGGCGGUAUGGGCGGCAUGGGCGUGGACGAAGAUAUUUUCUCUUCGAUAUUCAACAGCGAGGGCGGUGGCCCCCGCGGCAGUCGUCCAACAUACGCGAAGCCCAAGCGCACGCCCACUCCCGAGCCUACUAUCGUCGAAAAAGACCUACCGCUGACCUUGGAGGAAAUCUUCACCGGUACCUCUAAGAAGGUCAAGACGAAGAGCAAGGCCUUUGAUAGCAAGGGCAAACGCACCACUAAUGAGGUGACUCUAGAAGCCAAUAUCAAGCCAGGGCUGCGUGCUGGCUCUAAGAUCAAGUAUAGGAAUAUUGGAGACCAAGAAGAAGGCGGGCGGCAGGAUGUUCACUUGAUCGUUAAAGAGAUCGAUCAUCCUACCUUCAAGCGUGUUGGGGAUAAUCUCGUCACGACCGUUGAUCUUACCUUGAAGGAAGCGCUCACUGGUUGGGAGCGUAUUGUCCGCACCAUAGAUGGAAAGUCUAUUCGCGUGUCUAAGCCCGGCCCGACUCAGCCUGGCCACGAAGAGCGCUAUCCUGGUCUAGGAAUGGUUAUCUCCAAGAACCCCAGUGAACGCGGCGACCUAGUCAUUCGGGUCAACGUCAAGUUCCCUUCCAGUCUGACCUCAUCUCAAAAAGACAUUCUUCGAGAUGUGCUGCCUUGA